AUGAUGUGUUCUCUCAGCACCUCCAGCACGCCGGGCUUGCCCCAGCCUCCGGUUCGGCACACCGAAUUCCCCUUGCCUGGCGCGCUCUUCCUCCAUCUCGUCACCUGGCCACCUUAUCGUCCGGGUAGCAGCAGACGUGUCACGGUUCUCAGGGGGCUCCUGGGCCUCCGUCCCCUCCCUGGGAGCGGCGGGCAGGCCCCAAAGCCCGCCUCCGGGCCCACCCGCUGGGCCCCGCCCGCCGAGCGGAGGUCAGUCCACCUUGUAGCUGGUGGCCUACAUGGCGGCCACCAUGUAAGAAGGCCACCACCUAAGAAGGCGGCCACGUGGCGGCAGGAGCCAGGCCCCCUAGCCUGGCAGAAGGAAUCGGCGCUGAGUUGA
Messenger RNA from Rangifer tarandus platyrhynchus (Svalbard reindeer), 378 nucleotides. The record is from the annotation of a GenBank genome assembly. Lineage: Eukaryota; Metazoa; Chordata; Mammalia; Artiodactyla; Cervidae.